AUGAGCAACCUGCUCACAAAUCAGCCUGGAGCUGCAGUCUUGAGUGUCCAGGUGCACAGAGCUGUGCUCCAGGGCCUUUGGAAAGAGAAUGUCAGUGGGACACCGGGGUGCACAAGGGUCUGUACAGUCCUGCUGCAUGGCCAGGUCUGCCCCUUCCAGGACAGCACUGAUGACCUGGGCACCACGACCUCCAUUUUGUUCACCUGGCCCCUUGAAAAUACUUCACUGUGCUAUCAGCCCCCGCAACGGUCAUCUUUCCAGAUAAAGCUGGCCUUCAGGAACUUCGCCUGGCCUGGACUGGGCGUGGAGGACCACCAGGAACUUGUCCUAGGCCAGUUGGUGCUUCCGGAGCCCAACGAGGCCAAGCCAGAUGAUCCUGCUCCACAUCCUGGGCAACACGCAUUAACAAUGCUGGCCCUGGAGCCAGCACCACCACUGCUGGCGGACCUGGGGCCUGCUCUGGAGCCAGAAUCACCUGCAGCCCUGGGUGCACCAGGAUAUCUACAUUCAGCACCAGCACCAGCACCAGGGGAAGGGCCCCCUCCAGGGACACUGCUGGAGCCACAGUCAGCCCCAGAGUCACCAUGUCCCUGUCCUGUAAAGAACCAACCCCCUGAGGAGCUGCCUGACAUCACGACCUUCCCUCCCAGGCUGCUGGCAGAGCAGCUGACCCUCAUGGAUGCGGAGCUGUUCAAAAAGGUGGUGCUCUACGAAUGCCUCAGCUGCAUCUGGGGUCAACAAAAGAAGAAGCAGAAUGAGCACGUGGCACCCACAGUUCGUGCCACCAUCGCACACUUCAACAGCCUCACCAACUGUGUCACCACCUCCUGCCUCGGGGACCACAGCAUGAGGGCCUGCGACAGGGCCAGGGUGGUGGAGCACUGGAUCAAGGUGGCCAGGGAGUGCCUAAGUCUCAACAACUUCUCCUCAGUGCACGCCAUCGUCUCUGCUCUGUGCAGCAACCCAAUACAUCGGCUACACAAGACACGGGCAGCAGUGACCAGCAAAAGCACAAAAUAUCUAAAAGAACUCUGUGAAAAAGACACUGCAGUGAAGAAGGACCUGCUGAUCAAGGCGGGGAGCUUUAAGGUGGCCACCCAGGAGAGGAACCCCCAGAGAGCCCAGAUGAGGCUGUGGAGGCAGAAGAAGGGCGUGGUCCCCUUCCUGGGGGAUUUUCUGACUGUGUGACAGAGGUUGGAGUCAGCCAUCCCGGAUGAUGUGGAUGGCAACACCAACAAGAGAAGGAAG
This is a messenger RNA of Mandrillus leucophaeus (drill), 1248 nucleotides long. Its product is annotated as ral-GDS-related protein-like. Gene Ontology annotation, biological process: positive regulation of GTPase activity; Ras protein signal transduction. NCBI's taxonomy places the organism in Eukaryota, Metazoa, Chordata, Mammalia, Primates, Cercopithecidae. Gene Ontology annotation, molecular function: guanyl-nucleotide exchange factor activity. The annotation marks the transcript as partial. The transcript is spliced from 9 exons. The record is from RefSeq and is a predicted model, not a curated record. Gene Ontology annotation, cellular component: plasma membrane.